AUGUUCUUGCCAGGCAGGUUUGGAGCGACUCUCACUGCGGUGAGCGGACAUACUCACAGUGUUUUGGGACUGAUAAGUCCUUGCUCCGUCGAAAUACAGCAAAUUCGAGGUGGGGGGAGGAAUAUUUUAAUGAACAGAACUUCAGGGCGUAAACGCAACUUGAAGGCUGGGAUAUCAAAAGCUGAAAGGGCGGCUAGAAGAGCAGCUAGAGAAGCCAAAGAAGCAGCGCGAAAACAGUACAAUUUUAUGGAGAGGCACCAGAUUCGGCGCAUGAAAUCGUUACUUUCUCCAUCACAACAACAUCCUGGACGCUAUUCUAGCGAAGAGGAGGCAAAUUUACCCGAAAGAUUGGCUACAAACGUAUAUAUUAGAGGGACAGUAAAAACACGAUUUCAUUCUAUAUCAGAGGCUUUAGAAUUCCAUCGGAGGCUGCAAAGUCCCUCUAUAUACAAUAAUCCAAACUCUUUUGUUCGUUUACGAUUGGAAUUGAACAUGACAACUGAAAAAGCGACUAAAACAGUGCCUAACUCUGAAGAAAUAGUUCCUGUUCCAUAUCCUUUCGUCCACAAUGAAAAACGUGCAAUUUUGGCGUUUGCUCAUGAUGAAAAGCUGCAAGAACUGGCGGUAGAAAAAGGUGCAGAAAUUGCUGUUGGGCCAGAAGUGGUGAAAAAGAUUGUGAAAGGUCAGUUCCGCAUUGACGAUUACGACUUUUGUGUCGCUCAUACUGAUAUGGCUCAGUAUAUUACACCUUUACGUGGUGUUCUGAGGUCCAGAUGCCCUAGUAAAUUAAACGGAGCACUUGGUGACGACUUAGAAGUAGUAAUUGGAAAGUUUAAAAAUGGAAUAAGAGUAAAGAUUGCAGGAGACCCUGUUUACCCAAUCUGGGGUUUAAGCAACAUCAUUGUUGGGAAGUUACCUAUGGAAAACGAACAGAUCGAGGCGAAUAUAGCAUGUGUAGUAAAGGCUGUUUGCAAACAUCGAAACCCUGCUUUAGGUCCUUUUAUUAAUCGAGCAGUUCUCAUGUGUGGUUCUGCAAGUGCAUACUUCCCCGUCAAUCUCCAAAAGUUUGUUCCAGUAGCUUCUGAAGAAGAAAAAGAAAAGGUUACAGCCAAAUUAAAGUUCCUUAAAGAGAGACCAUGCAAGUUAUCGGAAGACGCAGUUGCCAAUCCGGAUGCAACGCAAGUGGUAGCAUCAUAA
Messenger RNA from Enterobius vermicularis (human pinworm), 1197 nucleotides. The record is from the annotation of a GenBank genome assembly. Lineage: Eukaryota; Metazoa; Nematoda; Chromadorea; Rhabditida; Oxyuridae.